This is a messenger RNA of Gadus morhua (Atlantic cod), 4199 nucleotides long. It is a transcript of the gene myt1la, whose product is annotated as myelin transcription factor 1-like, a. The coding region runs from base 187 to 4092 and encodes 1301 amino acids. Gene Ontology annotation, molecular function: DNA-binding transcription factor activity, RNA polymerase II-specific; zinc ion binding; RNA polymerase II cis-regulatory region sequence-specific DNA binding. Gene Ontology annotation, biological process: regulation of transcription by RNA polymerase II. The transcript has 24 exons. Gene Ontology annotation, cellular component: nucleus. The record is from RefSeq and is a predicted model, not a curated record. Lineage: Eukaryota; Metazoa; Chordata; Actinopteri; Gadiformes; Gadidae.
GAGAGAGAGAGAGAGAGAGAGAGAGAGAGAGAGAGAGAGAGAGUUUCUGCAGAUCUCUGGCAGUCAGACCAGAGGAGAGGCUCCGCCAUUCCGCUAGGUCCGACCAUGACUCCACACACAGAGAACUGAAGACCUCCUCCUGGACCUAGACCUCCUGGACCUAGUCUUCCGGAUCCCAGACCAACUAUGGAGGUCAGUUCUUCUGAGAAGCGUCAUCGAACCCGCUCCAAAGGCGUCCGAGUGCCUGUAGAAGCGGCCUCCCAGGAGCUGUUCAGCUGUCCCACUCCAGGCUGUGAUGGCAGCGGUCACGUCAGUGGAAAGUAUGCAAGACACCGCAGUGUGUACGGCUGUCCCCUGGCCCGGAAGAGGAAGGCUCUGGUGAAGCAGCCUCUGGAGCCCCCCUCCAAGAGGAGGUCCCUCCUCUCCUCCUCCUCCCCCGGGGAGAGGGGCCCCUACCCGGGGUACCAGGCCGCGGGCCUGGGGGGCCCCGAUAGACCCGGCCGGGGGGGGGAGGAGGAGGAGGAGGAGGAGGAGGAGGAGAGAGGGGAGAGGGAAGAUGGAGAGAUGGAGGAGGAGGAGGAGGAGGAGGAGGAGGGGUUCUCUGAGGAGGAGGUGCCAGGCGAGGAGGAAGAGGAGUUGGAGAGAGAGGAGGAAGAGGAGGAGGAGGAUUUGGAGAGAGAGGACGAGGCUGUGGAUCGACCGAGAGCGGAGGAGGAGGAGGAUGGAGAUGAUGAAGAUGAGGAUGAUGAUGACGGAGAUGAUGAGGAAGCAGAUGAGGAGGAAGAUGAAAGAGAUGAAGAGGAUCGCAGUCCUUCUCGAGCGCAGACCUGUUUCAAGCCCGGGACGUCGAAGCUGCUCUUGGGUCUGAAGGACCAGGACCUCCUCGGUCAGAGGAGCCAGGACCUGCUGGGGCCCCCGGCCGUCGGCGGAGAGGACUACGAGGACUACGACCAGCUGGUGGCCAAGUCUCUGCUGAACCUGGGGAAGAUCGCGGAGGACGCCGUCUACCACGCCACCACCGAGUCGGAGGGCAACACCAGCUCCUCCAACAGCGGGGGGGAGGAGGAGGAGGAGGACGAGGACGAGGAGGAGGAGGGCAGCGAGGCCGGGGAGAGGAAGGGCGCCCUGGGCGUGGACCUGGACAGCGACGUCGUCCGGGAGACGGUGGACUCCCUGAAGCUCCUGGCUCAGGGCCACGGCGCCCUGCCGCCCGAGGACGGCUACCCAGAAGGCAGUGCGGCUGCGUCGGCGGGCGUGGAGCGCGGCCAGGAGCACAGCAGGAGCCACCGGAGGACGGGCCGGGCGGGGCGAGGGGCGGAGGGCGGCGAGGAGGUGUCCAUCAGCAGCCUGGAGUGUCUGAGGACCCAGUGCUUUGACCUGGCCCGCAAGCUGAGCGAGAGCCCCCCCCGAGACCGGCAGCACCACCACCACCACCACCACCACCACCACCCCAUGACCCCCAGCCACCACCUGUCCAGGUAUGAGAGCUGCCACCAGGAGGAGUCCAGCCGGGAGAGGAGCUACUCCGACAUGGUGGGCCUGAUGAGGAUGGAGGAGCCGGCGGGGGAGCCGCUGAGCCCGGUGUCCCGCGGGGGGGGGUACCCCGGCAGCGGGUCCCAGGACGGGGACGAGGACACCACCUCCGUGGCCUCGGAGCGCUCGGACGAGGCCUUCGACAUGACCAAGGGGAACCUGUCGCUGCUGGAGAAGGCCAUCGCCAUGGAGUCGGAGCGCGCCAAGGUGAUGAGGGACCGCACGCUGCCGGAGCACGGGGGCCGGGGCGGCCGCGACCAUCACCACCCUCGCCACGGCAACCACAGCCCCCGGCACGGCCACGGCCUGGAGGAGAGGCGCUCCAAGAUGCAUCACCACGGCGACGGCUUGAAGAGGAGCUACUACAAAGACUCCUCUAGGUCAGAGAAGAAGGAGAGCAAGUGUCCGACCCCGGGCUGCGACGGGACGGGUCACGUGACCGGCCUCUACCCCCACCAUCGCAGCCUGUCUGGAUGUCCCCACAAAGACCGGGUCCCGCCUGAGAUCCUGGCCAUGUAUGAGAAUGUGCUCAAGUGUCCUACGCCCGGCUGCUCCGGACGCGGUCACGUCAAUAGCAACAGGAACUCCCACCGCAGUCUUUCCGGGUGUCCAAUCGCUGCUGCUGAGAAGAUCGCCAAGGUCCACGAGAAGAGCAGCAACUUGAGUGACAGCAGCUCAAAGUCCAAUCAGGCAUCAGACCGCGUGCUGAGGCCCAUGUGCUUCGUGAAGCAGCUGGAGAUCCCGCAGUACGGCUGUAAGAACAACGUGCCGACCAGCACGCCGCGCUCCAACCUGGCCAAGGAGCUGGAGAAGUACUCCAAGACCAGCUACGAGUACGGCUCCUACGACGGCCAGCACCCCGUCUACGGCAAGAGGCAGGGCCUGCCGUCCCGCUCGCACCACGGCCGCGACGCCUCGCCCAAGGCCUACGACGUGAAGCGCUACUGUAAGACGUCCAGCCCCGCCAGCAGCACCACCAGCAGCUACGCCCCCAGCAGCAGCAGCAGCCUGAGCUGUGGCCUGGGGGGCGUGGCCGGGCUGGGGGGCGUGGCCGGCCCGGGGGGCGUGGCCAGCAGCGCCAGCAGCACCUGCAGCAAGAGCAGCUUCGACUACACCCACGACAUGGAGGCGGCGCACAUGGCCGCCACCGCCAUCCUCAACCUGUCCACGCGCUGCCGCGAGCUGCCCCAGGUGCUGGCAGGGCGGAGCCAGGAGCCGCUGGCCCAGAGUCCCGAGGCGGACCUUGAUGACGGGGGUCUGGAUCUGGACGGGGGCCCUGGGGGUCCGGAGGGCAGCGGGACGGUGCUGACCCCCCUGGAGCCCAUGUCCCCCCAGCGCCAGGCCCUGCUGCAGAGCCGGGGCUUCCAGCUGGGGGCGGCGGAGGGCUGGGACCUCCCGGUCGACUACACCAAGCUCAAGGCCCUGGGGCACGACCCCAACGCAGAGAGCGAGGAGCUGGACCCCUUCCAGGACCUCCUGGAGGAGCAGCGCUACUCUGAGGUUUCCAUGUCCAGCUCCAAACACAAGUACAGCCCCUGUAAGGAGGUGAAGAAGGAGCUCCUCACACUCUCCAGCUGCCAGCUGGCCGACAAGAACCUCCGCGGACUGAUGAGCACCAACCCCCAGGACCUCAAGUGUCCCACCCCAGGCUGUGAUGGAUCAGGACACAUAACAGGGAACUAUGCAUCCCAUAGGAGUCUGUCCGGUUGCCCCCGGGCCAAAAAGAGCGGCGUCAAAAUCCUCCACAGCAAGGAAGACAAAGACGACCAGGAACCAAUCAGGUGUCCGGUCCCGGGCUGUGACGGACAGGGUCAUGUGACGGGGAAGUACGCGUCCCACCGCAGCGCGUCGGGCUGCCCCCUGGCGGCCAAGCGGCAGAAGGACGGCUACGCUAACGGCUACGCUAACGGCGCCCAGUUCGCCUGGAAGUCGGGCAAGACGGACGGCAUGUCGUGUCCCACGCCGGGCUGCGACGGCUCGGGGCACGUCAGCGGCAGCUUCCUGACGCACCGCAGUCUCUCCGGUUGUCCGCGGGCUUCGCUGGCCAUGAAGAAGACGAGGAUGACUGGCGUGGAGAUGCUGACCAUCAAACAGAGAGCCAGCAGAGGGAUCGAGAACGAUGAGGACAUCAAGCAGCUGGACGAGGAGAUUAAAGACCUGAGUGAGUCCAACAGCCAGGUGCAGUCGGACAUGAUCAACCUGAGGACACAGAUCGUCUCCAUGGAGACCAGCCUGCGCUCCAUGGAGGAGGAGAACAAGGCCAUCGAGCAGCAGAACGACUCGCUGCUCCACGAGCUCGCCAGCCUCAGCCAAUCACUGAUCAGCAGCCUGGCCAACAUCCAGCUGCCCCACAUGAGACCACUGCCUCCCAAAGAGACCCCCCCUAAACUAGACUCCUGUGUACACACCAGCCCCAGAGAGCCGAUGAACGAGCAGAACUUCGACUCCUACGUCAGCACGCUGACGGACAUGUACAGCCACCAGGACCAGUACCAGAGCCCGGAGAACAAGGCCCUGCUGGAGAACAUCAAGCAGGCCGUGCAGGGCAUCCAGGUGUAGCGCCUGAAGGGUGUAGCUCCCCCGGGUGGAGGUGGGGACCCAGCCCCGUCAGGCUGUCACGCAAAAAAGAAGCAGCAGGGAAAGAAGGUUUUGCUGCUGUGAUCAAC